AUGGAGGCAAGUAUUGCAGUUUGUAUUCAUGAUAUGGCAUCUGUCUCUGGGAUGCACAGGGCUAUCCAAGUAUCUAGGGACACUAUCACUUUUACUUGUCCUCCUUUAUUGAAAAAAGGCGGAUUUCCUGUGAGCGAAGGUAUGUUUAAUGUGGAACAGGCCAUGGAAAACCCUUCUGCGAGUCAUGUGAUGAAGAAUUCUUUCUUUGAUCUUGCAACCAACUUUAAAAAAAAGCGACAAAACCUGGUUGUUUUUGCAUACGGGGUUCGCUCCACACCAAAGAGGCAGCUGAUGAUUGGGUUUCAAUCGGAAGAUGGUUACGCUGCCAAGGUUUUUUCGGACGCCAUUUCGGGUGGAGCGGGCAUCUUCUGCAUCUCUUGCUAUGUGGUUAGCCAUGACGAGUAUCUUGUCGAUUUAAUAAACCUCAGCAACGAACUAGGCGUGAUCGUAGAGUCCGUGAAGGAGGGUCCAAGUGUACGAAUGGUCGAGCGGGCGAAUGUGACAUCGGCUAGCGAUAUCCGAAACGUCUUUAAGAAGAUUGUGAAAAACUAUCAGCAAAUAUUCUCUAAUGUCCUUUUAGAAAAACAACCGACACCGGAGCUUGAGGCCCUGCCGCCCUACAAUGGAGAUACCAUUAUGCUACAGCUCUACCGCUAUGAAAAUGCUGAGGAUUUUGACAAUUACGAAGAGGCCAAUUCGAUGACCUUUGUGGCUUUGGGGGACUCCGAGAGGCCGGUUCUUUGUGGGGUGGAUCCACAACACCAGGCCGUGUACGAAAAGACGCACCGUGUGCUGCUCUCCGCGGUUGGUAUCGUCUCGGGCAUCAAGUGCAACCGCCUCCGGCUGCCCUACGGGAAGUCCAAGGUCAGCCAGCUCCUGCGGCGCUGCUAUAACGCGGAGAAGAACUACCCCCACAACACCUCCAACGCCCCCACGCAAACCCGCAUGCUCCUGCACUGCUUCGCCGAUGGGAGGUGGGCGGAGGAGACAUAUCACUGCCUGUCCAUGAUCCGCCGGAUCAGCAAUUCCCUUGGCUCCGGCGGCUUCACCUCGAUGCUGCGGGACCUUCAGGUGGAGAAGUGGCGCCUCGAUCAGGACGUGGCGGAACUGCGGGAUGAGAUCCUGUUGGCGAAGACCGUCUACGACUACAAACCGUUCAUUUGCGAGACUGCAAAGCCGAUUCCAAAUAUCAAGGAGGAGGAGUUGAAGCGCAUUAGCAUCAUUCAGUCAAAGCGAAACGAGGUCUAUGAGCAACAACUCGCGGUCAUACGACAGAAAUCCAGGGAGGAGGCCGAUGAACUGAUCCGGGAGCAGGAAAAACAAGCGGGCGCCACACUCGAAGAGCUGAAAAAAACGUUGGAGCAGAAGAAGCGCGAGAAUCUAGCUCUGGAGGAAGACCGUAACGCCCGGGCUCGGGAUUAUGAACAGACACUAGAGCGAAUUCGCAAAAAGAAGGAGGACGAGGAAAGAACCGCAGUGCGUACCAGAGAAGAGAUAACCCAGUUGGAGGAGGAGCUCAUUCUCCGCCAGACGGCCGUUCGAGACAAGCAGCGCCAGCUAGAAAUGGCGAAGCUUGACAAGGUGAAGGGCAAAGAAGCAAUUUCGCGCGAGCGUGAGUUAGUUCAGGAAUCUCGAAGUGCCGUUCAGGAGGAACGUCGCCGCCAGCGCGAGCAGUGGAUUAAGCAAAUUCUGGAGAUCAAUCAAAGGAUACUUGAUCAGCUUCGUGAUCUGCAUGGGGAGCUCCGCCGUAACGGAGAGCAGAUAUCUGCGAAGGAGGCGGCGAACAAACAGGCGAUUAUUGAUGACAUCAAAGCUACCGAAGAGUACUUUCCUCAUCUUAUUUCGCUGGAAGACACACCAAUGAACCCUGAGGAGAUGGAGAGCAUCCGUCGACAGUUUGACGCAAUCUUCGAGAAGGAAAAGGAGAGCUAUGUUGCCAAGAUUGAGGAGGAGAAGCUACGAAAGGAGAAACUAGAAAAGGGCCUUGGGGCAUACCGUAGUCGUGUUCUGGAAGCGGCGCAGUUAAAGAAGGAGGAGAAUCUUCGGGAGGCUACCCGAAAGGAACAGCAUCUCAAUUCCAUGUUGGACCAAGUGCUUAACUACCUACGUCAAGGUGUUAGGAUGACUAAGAUAAACAGCAAAGGAAAUGUGCGCCGUCGUUUCUACUUUUUAUCGGAUAACGGCAAAUAUAUUCAUUCAUGUGAGCUGGAUAGCCAAGAUUCCCCCAUCAACCGUCGAAAACCGUCGGUGACUAUUUUGAUUUCGGAUAUCAAGAAGGUUGUGAUUGGCCUUUACACUGUGUCUUUUGUCGGGUUUAGCAGCGAGGCCCAGCUUGCGAGGACGCGGCUGGAGGCCAUGAGCGACAAUGGGACCUACCGCCACGACCCCACCCACGCGAUCACCCCAGCCAACAUUGGGCUUUAUAAUUAUCGCUCUUUUGGGCUUCUGAUGCGCGGGAAUAAGUCGCUGGAGGUGGUGUGUGACUGUGAUUCAGACUGUGAAGCGUGGCUGGUUUGCUUGAAGCGUCUCUUGCGAAUCCGAACUACGGUUGAGAGAAUUGUGGAGCAGCGUACGCAUACAUCUCGAGAGGUGAACUCUGGCAAUUUGGAGCCGAUAUGUGAUAUGAAGUACGGCGGGACCUUGGAUAUUCGCAACAUGCAUGGCUUUGUUUCCCUUUCUCUAGAGGAGGCCACGUUUUGCAGCGAAAACCAUGUCCCGCCGGCCCUCUUUCUUCGUGUGAAGAACGAACAGAUGAAACGAUCACAGACGAGUUCCAUCACCGUCUACGAUAUACGUGUGUCUUCAGGGCUGGACUUGUUUCGAUCCAGCUACGUCUAUGAUUUUUUAGUCACACAUGGCCUCAUCCAGCUUCCUUUUUAG
Molecule: messenger RNA, 2880 nt
Organism: Phytomonas sp. Hart1
Lineage: Eukaryota; Euglenozoa; Kinetoplastea; Trypanosomatida; Trypanosomatidae
Source: the annotation of a GenBank genome assembly